Epinephelus fuscoguttatus (brown-marbled grouper) is the source of this 4904-nucleotide messenger RNA. RefSeq names its product tetraspanin-8-like. NCBI's taxonomy places the organism in Eukaryota, Metazoa, Chordata, Actinopteri, Perciformes, Serranidae. The record is from RefSeq and is a predicted model, not a curated record. The coding region runs from base 3794 to 4417 and encodes 207 amino acids. Gene Ontology annotation, cellular component: membrane. The transcript has 8 exons.
AACAAUUUAAGUCUAUUGAAUAAGUACAAAAGAGGAAGGCCUUGAAGUACCAGCCCUUAGUCCAGGAUUGUAAGGACAAGGGUUGGAAGGCGUGGCUCUUCCCGGUGGAGAUCGGAUGCAGAGGUUUCCCAGCCAAGUCAGCAUGGCGAUUACCGUCAGCUCUGGGCCUUGAUGGAAGGAACAAAAAACAAGCUCCUCGCAAGAUGUGGGGGGAGGCUGAACGGGCCUCCUGCUGGAUUUGGAGUAAGAGAGAAGUGGAAAGCUGGAGGCCAGAAGCAGAUAGGCAGUGAUGUGGCCAACCACUGCCGGUCCUCCAACUAGAGCGUGUUGUGGUCGAGGGUCGAAACACACAGUGACAGUUGGGCACCACCUGAUGAUAUCUGCUCCCGGCCAAAAGCUACAGUUACCUUAGAUAGGUAACAACACAACGCACCCACAAGUGUAUAUCACAAGUCAUCUCUGGGUAACCAGUGGCUUCCAGGAAAGAUCAACUGAGAAAGGUCGUUGACGCUGGAGAGACAGCUGACCUCCAGGAAAGACUGGCGCGGACACAAAAGGCUGGGCAGCACUCGCAAAAGGGCACCAACUCAAGCUACGAAGGAACCAAAUGAGCAAUACCCCACAGUCUCCUGAGAGGGGAAGAAUGAGAGACUCAACGGGACGGACACACCAGUAUCUGCCAAUUUGUGGUCAGAUGCCGCUGCGGAAAAGUCUGCAAAAACACCAAAGGGCUCAAAAUACACCAGAUCAGUUCAAGCAGGUGUGGAACAUCAGCAACCCAAGUGCCCGAUGAGACGAAGCAGAACUCCAGCCAGGAAGCACCCCACAGUGCUGAAGAUCUCUCCACACUCCAGCUGCCCCAGCACCAGAGACCAGACCCAUCAAGCUCCCCUCCGGCAACCCCAAUCCAUUCGUCAAGGAAAGAGGAUCAAAUGGCCAAAAUCGUCAGACAACACCGUGUGGACGCAGUUCGAUGACGUCCUGGACAGCAUCCUGGAAGUGACUUUGUCUGGCCCUGUGCACCAGAAGGUUGACUCACUCACAACCAUAGCACACAACCUUGAUGAAGAACGCUUCAGCCCAGUGGAGCAGAAAGCCAGCCCCAAGCACCGCAUUUAGUUAUUUAUGUAUUUAUUUAUUUGAUAGACUUAAAUUGAAUUCCAUAUAGAGUUUUUCUUUAAAACAAAACAUGAACCCAAACUUUUCUGAUCAUGUUGUAAAUUUGUGCCCACUGUAAAAUGGUAACCAAGAUAUAUUUUCCAAUGUUGCAGCACUCUCUGGUGGACAAACGGCGUAAUGACAACACUUUAAAUGACCAACAUUUCUCUGGGUUGUAGUUUCAAGGUGAAAACUAAAAGAGUAUGACUGAAGUAUGAAUUUAGUGUAUCUCUAACACAAUGACAUCCCUGACUGUGAUUAAAUUUAAAGUAUGAACUGCCAACUGAAGCUUUUCUCAGAGUUCAGACUCACGACUUAAGGAUUUCUAUCAACUGUUCCCUGAACAAGCACAACUAGAGAGCGAUUUAAAAAGAUCUACAGUCACAGUAUAUUUAGGAGUUAUACAGAUGAAGAGGGGUUGGUUUAUUAUUUAUUCAUCUGGGGUUUGUUUAUUUAAAUCUGAGACUGUUGUUUUGUUUAUCUGUAUUGAUGGUUGUAAAUAAGUUUGGAAUAGUUGUUGACAAUUUCCUUUUUAAAUGAGACAUGAAUACUGAGAAGGGGGCUGGAUUAUAUGAGUAUACACUUUUCCUGGUCCUUUUUGAGCACGUCUGUUGAUGGGUUUUUUUUUAAAAUGAAAAUAAAGUCAUUCAUUAUUUUAAAUGAAGAACCGCACAGUCGCCUCAAAGAUGAAGAAGCUGAAAUAUUAAAGUUUUCAAUGAAAACUGACUUCCUGUCUCUCAGAUCACAACCUGCUGAUCCCUGCUGGACUCUACACAAGGCAGACAUCCCCAGAGUCCACCAGGUACACUAUAAAUUCAUUUAUUCAUUCAAACCUUUAUUUAAGACUCAGGAAAUCAAUUGUGGGAGACCCUCAUUUUCAACGAUGCCGAGCAUGAACAAAGACAUUAAAACAAUUAAUCGGCAAACAAAGAACAACCGUGCAUAUCAAUUAAAACAAAAAUGAGAUCAUACAAACCAACAAACAACACGAGCAAUAAAUGGGCUCUAAAAGUAGAAAUACAGAGUGAUAAACAUGCUACAGUGUGGAUGCAUCGUUAAAAACAUUUACACUCAAUUAAAACAAGAUCCGAAAUAAGGCACUAAACUGCCAUAAGGGCGGCAGAGUGUCUAAGUUUAAGAUCUUUUGUAGAUUGUUCUAUGUAGUAUGAGGUGCACUGUAAGAGAAUGAUAUUCCUCAGAGUUCAGUUCUGAUUAAAGCAUAAAUAUCAUUUAUGUAAACUGAAAACAAUAUUGGCCCUAACACUGAGCCCUGUGGGACACCUUUAGUAAUAUUCAAAACUUUAGAAUGAACAUCACCCAUCUUUACGCAUUGCAGUCUAUUGGAGAGGUAGUUUUCAAACCACAGGCAGCUGACAGAAUCAAAACCAAUACGAGAUCAUUUCUUUAAAAGUAACAAAUGGUCAACUGUGUCGAACGCCUUAGACAAGUCUAUAAACAGAGCAGCACCAGACAUUUUGCUAUCCAGGGCUGGUGUAACGUCAUUUAGAACCAGAGAGGAUGCAGAUGUGGUGCUGUGCUUAGGCCUAAAACCAGACGGAUAGGGAGUGAGUACAGAAAACAAAGAGAGAUAUGAUCUAAGUUGAUGAUUUACCAGGGACUCCUACAUUUUUAGCCAGGCAACGUAAUUUGGAAAUAUGGCGAUAGCUAUUUUUAUCAGUUUUAUCGCCUCCUUUAUGUAAGGGAAGGACAUAGUUCCAGUGGAGAUGGUCAGGUUGAAUAUGAGUUAUACAUUCUGCAAUAAGUGGUGCAGAAUGUUUAAGAAAGAAAGCAUCUAAACUAUCUGCACCAGCUGAUAAAGAGAGCAUUAGUAACUUCCUGGAGACGAAAAGAGGACAAACUGAAGCUUGGUGAGGAGGCAUCACUCAGAUUAUCCUGAUGUUCAGGGUACGAUUCAGCUGACUUAUAGUGGUUUGGAAAAGGUGUCCCGAUGCAGCAAAGUGACUGUAAAGGCAGAGCAGAUGUCCUUGACUUACAAUAAUGAGGGUCUGAGGAGUCUUGGGCGGAAAGAGAUGUAUUUGAAGCAGGGGUGUAGUGCCCAGUGGUGGAAACAGGUGCUAUUGGAAUUAAAUUGUUUUGGUCUCUGCAGAUAUUCAGACAAUUAUAUUCAGAAAGAAGUUUGCUAGAUCUGUUGGUGAUUCUGACUCUGAUUGUGUGGCUCUCAGGCAUGUUAUGGUGAUUAUUGGGCUGUAGGGGGAGCUAGCGGUACAGACAGGAGGUGAGGAGCGAUUAGUGACCGGUGUGUGGUACGAUGCUGUAGAGAAACGAGUGGCGGACAGCCAGUGAAGUGAGGCAGUUGUGACGGCUGGAAAAUGUUUGCUGACAGUGCUCGGGUGCCCCGAAGAUGGGGUGGAUCCCAUCACUGCUGAAAAAGGGAGCUCGUUCCCAGAAUAGACUGGAAUUGUCGAUAAAAGACAAUUAAACUCUUAAACCUCAAAAUAAAACGUGACAAUCCUAAAAAUUGUCUUUGGAUGUCGCCAUCAGGAGCAGCUCUUGAAAAUGUGAAGUUUUGUGAAUUAACCUCCUCCGUCCAGUUACUGGAAGACACCGCCCUCCUCUCCCUGUCAGCUAUAACUAGCUCACCCUCCUGCUCCUUGCUGGACCUUCACCUGUAAACAUGGCUCAGAUUAUUGCCGGUCUCAUCAUCGCGUUCUUUCUGCUGAUUCAGGUCCAAGGUCCAGGUUCAAAUGUUAAUGGAGGCGAGGGAGUCGGACAGGAGGGUUUGACAUCCCGCUUUCUCAGCUUCUAUGUGAUUGCCAUGGUGAUCGCCAUCCUGGGAGCCUACGGGGCCCACAGGGAGAGCAAAGUGUGUCUGAUCGUGUUCCUGGUGUGCACGGUUAUUGGAACUCUGCUGAUGCUCCGAGUUGGUAUCCCCACUGCUGCCAUCCGUCCCGAGCUGGUGCGCAUCAUGGAGACAGACGCUCACAAUAGACUGCCUCUGGACCAGGCUUCAGAAGAGGUGAAGGCCCUGGUUGAGAAACAGCAGAAAGAGCGGCACUGCUGCGGUGUGUUCAGUUACAAGGACUGGGAGGACAACAUCCCCGACUCCUGUCUGUGCAACCAGGAGGAGCAGAUGGAGGGAAAGUAUGAGACAGUCAGAUACAGAGGCACGCUGCAGAGGAAGUCCGUCUACAGCCAGAGCUGCUUCCCCAUCAUCAGAGACAUCCUGCAGAUCAUCAACAUCAAGAUCAGAGUGAACCUCGCUUACGCCAUCCUGGGGGUAAGAUUCAAUAAACACUGAUUUUAUAUUUAUUUAUUAUAUGUUUUUGUCACUGACAGGCUCAGUCAGUUAUUCUAAGUGUCUGACUGCAUUAUGAAAGGAUCCCUACAGAGAUAGAGCCCCGAAAUCACCGUCACUAAACCCAGCAGACUGCAUUUAAACAGUGGAUGUUUCUCAAAGUCAAGGAUCCGUCCUUGGUAGGAUGAGUCCUUCUGAUUGUACACGAUACUGCCAUGUGAUCCUCUGAUAUAAGUUCACCUCAUAACAAGUGAGUGAUGCUUUGACCUGCAGGAUAUUCUAAUGUCUCUACUGUGGCCGUUCUCACCGCGAUUCCCCCGAAAAAUACACCAACUGAAGCUGACAGAAUGAAAGCAGUUACCAUGUGGUUAUCAGACAUUCACCAAAAUAAAUGACAUAUUUACCUAUAUCCUGCCGAGCUCCGCUGGUGCAGGUUUCAUUGAAGAGGCCUCACCUUCUCUUGUUCACGAGUGAAGGUAGAAUGGAGCGU